GCUGGGCCCUGCCCUGGACAGCCUCUGCCCAGAGAGAGGUACCCCCAAGGUCAGGGAUGGACAGGCCAUGGGAUGGCCAGCAGCAGGCAGGCCUGUCUGAGGAGGUGACACCUGAGCGGGUCCAGAGGGGAGUGAGGCCUGGCCAGCAGAGCGGGCAGCCCCCCAGGAUGAAGGCACUGCGGACUAUGCUGCUGGCCCUCUUGCUGUGCGGGCAGCCAGGGAGGGGGCAGACACAGGACGAAGAGGAGGAGGACAACGUGGACUCUGGGCUGGAUGACUAUGAUGAUGAGGACGAGGAUGACGAGGAGGCAGAGGAAGACAGCAGGGGCAGAGCGCUGCUGCGCUGCUACUCCUGCCGGUCCCUGCGCCGUGGGGAGAACUGCGACCAGACACGGAGCUGCAGCCCCAGCCAGGCCUUCUGCAAAGCCCUCGUCUCCCAUGGGCAGACCGAGUCAGGCCCCCUGACCACCUACUCAGCAUGGUGUGCAGACACAUGUCAACCCAUCACCAAGAUGGCAGAGGAGACCCUGAUGACCAUGACCUGCUGCCAGUCCACCCUAUGCAACAUCCCACCCUGGCAGGACUCGCAGGGCAGCGGGGCAGGCAGCCCUCAGGGCAGCCCCACAACUGGGCCCACCAUCCUCCUGCUCAGCCUCCUCGCCAGCCUUCAGGUGAUGGGGUCCUGAGUGGGGUGCCCCCACCCUCACUGGGUGCCACCCUGUCCAGUCUGCGGUCUGCCCAGCGGCCCCACUCCUGCCCCCUGCCCUGCCCACAUCCCUGGCCUCCCGGCUUUGGAGAAUAAACUUGGCAUGUCUUUAACAA
Messenger RNA from Manis pentadactyla (Chinese pangolin), 822 nucleotides. RefSeq names its product glycosylphosphatidylinositol anchored high density lipoprotein binding protein 1 (gene GPIHBP1). The transcript has 5 exons. Lineage: Eukaryota; Metazoa; Chordata; Mammalia; Pholidota; Manidae. The record is from RefSeq and is a predicted model, not a curated record. Bases 57 to 686 code for a protein of 209 amino acids. Gene Ontology annotation, molecular function: acetylcholine receptor inhibitor activity.